AUGUCAUUCUCCAACAUCUACACCCACCGCAAGGUCGCGGAAAAGGCGGCCAAGGGCUGCGAUGUCUGCUACCGUGCAACAAGCAGCGUCCUUGUCGCUCCCGAGAAUAAGGAUUUCUUCUACGUCUGUCCCAGCCAUUUGAAGGACAAGAACUUCUGCUCCCCUAUCAUCGACAAAGAGGCCGUCGAAGCGAAGAAGAAAAAGGCCCUCGAGGAUGAGGUUGAGCGUGUGAAGAAAGAGUACGAGGAUAAACAAAAGAAGAAGAAGGAAAAAGAAGAGAAAGAAAAAGAGAAAGACAAGGAGAAGGAGAAGGAGAAGGAGAAGGACAAAGAGAAAGACAAGGACGACAAAAAGACAGAAGACGAAAAGAAGGAAGACAGCGCCAAGGCAAGUUGUUUGAUCUCCAAGGACGGCACCGACACGCCAACUCCGGCCGCGGAAGACGAGCCUCGCAUAUUCGCACUUCGAAAGAACUUUUUCGGAGCGCGACUUGAAAAGAAGCGACAGAUGGAGAUUGCAAAAAGAAAUCGGGAGCGUCUCCAGCAACCAAACCUAUUUCCAUCUGUUCCGAAAGGCAUGCCGGGUAGUUGA
This is a messenger RNA of Colletotrichum phormii, 591 nucleotides long. Its product is annotated as VPS4-associated protein 1. Bases 1 to 591 code for a protein of 196 amino acids. Gene Ontology annotation, cellular component: endosome. The transcript has 4 exons. The record is from RefSeq and is a predicted model, not a curated record. NCBI's taxonomy places the organism in Eukaryota, Fungi, Ascomycota, Sordariomycetes, Glomerellales, Glomerellaceae. Gene Ontology annotation, biological process: vacuolar transport.